AAAAAAAGGAAAAGCUUUAUUAUUGCGUUUACGACGGUGGACCAAUUGACGAAUGCACGUACAGAAACUUACUCGCGCAACUGAAAGCGAUUGUAGGAAACGACCCCGCUACUGGACUUAGUGUGCACGGCUACAGCGAUGCGGUAUAGCCAUUUGGUAUCAUGGCGCUGUUGGAUCUUCGCCCCUUCCUCAAGAAAUACCGCGGAUGCUUCAUGGUGUACAUUGCAUUCGUGGAGCUGUUUAUUGCACUGGGUCCGCCGUACGGCUACACCAUUUUAUUCGCUCGUCUUCAGGACGAAUUUGGAGCAGGGGCUGCCCUCACAGGAUGGGUAGGGUCCCUCGCAACCACUUUAGUCUUUUGUAGCCCUGUAUCGCCCCUCCUGCUUCAGCGAUUGGGCCCCCGGGCAGUGGCUCUUCUAGGUACCGUGGUUUUCAGCGCUGGCCUGGUAGCAACCUCCUUCGUGCCCGCCCUCCCCUACGCCUUUCUCACCUUCGGUGUUUUGGUCGGUGUUGGAGGGAACUUCCUGGUGCAGUCGGUUGUCUUGGUCGUUUUCAAGUGGUUUCCUGGAAGGAAUUGCUCCCGGGCUACAUCCAUAGCGUGGCUUGGAACACCUUUCGGUACCUUGGCAUUUGCCCCACUGCUUACCAGGCUUAUUACGGCAUAUGGUUGGCGCAACUGCCUGCGAAUAGUUGCAGGGGGUAGCUUCGUAUUGAGCGUAGCACACGCAGCAUUUAUAGCGCUUCCAAAUGAAAAGACGGAAAACCGGGAAACGCCAGAGUCCAAGACCAUCGAUGAACAUGAAACGGUCGUCGACGACAACGCGCACUCAGCCGCUGCUAAGGAAUGUCAAACGGCCGAGAUCGAUGACCACGCCCCCAGGAACCUACGUCAUCAAAUCGGCAAACUUCUGCUUCAACUGGACACCUGGGCGUGGCUGUUUGGUUUUUUGAUGAGUAACAUAGGAUGGACAUUUGUCGUGAUCAAUUACGCCAGUUUUAUGGAGUACGAUCUUCACCUUACCCCGGACCAGAUCACCGUGGCGUUAGUCCUGGCGGCAGGAGGCGAGAUCGUCGGCAAGAUUCUGUUCUCCAUCUUCGGUGAUCGCUUGCCGUGCCUCAAGCUGUAUGUCGUGGCUGCGACAGGCUUUCUAGCGGCACUGAUGUCGGGCCUGAUGACUGUUUUGAAGACUCUUUCACUCGUGUACAUAAUCUCGUUCGUUGUUGGAAUGAUACGGGGUGUUUCAUACGUCUCUCCCUGCCCGGCCACAAUGGAACUUUUCGGCGACUACGGUUCGAAUGUUGUCACCGCACUAUUCAUGAUUCCAAUGGGAGCUGGAAUCUUGGUUGGUGCCCCUCUGACAGGUGGCCUCUACGACUUGAAAGGAGACUACACGCUGAGCCUGUACGUUACUGUAGGUGUGUUCGUGUGUGCUGCUCUCAGUAUGCUGUCUAUACCAAUCAGACGACGGUUGCGAUCGGGAACGAACACAUCUGAUCGCGUGUGUCGAUCAGAGACAGAGACCCAGGGUGUAUAUCGAUCAACGACAACUGCGCAAAUUUCACUCGACAAUCCCGUCUUUGAAGGGUCCAGAACUGAUGAUGACCGUGUUUUAUCAGGGAUAUGAAAAAAAACCAGGCUGCCGAUGAGACUACCUCAUUCAUUCAUUUGUUCGUUCGUUCGUUCGUUCAUUCAUUCAUUAGACACGGUCAUUAAUUUUGCCCGGGGUUUCCUCCUCAAAUUGUACAUAUCCUGAAUCACUGGCUCCGCUCCCAACGCAGCCCACCGCAGUGUUGCUGCUUUCAGUUCUUGUUCUACCUUAUGAUCAGAAGAAAAAAAUAACAAAUCUCCAGAAAGUUUAGAAUCUGUCCACGUCAGGUCGGCUGAAGUCAAUACAAAUGUAUAUCGUCUGGUUAUUUAUAUGGCCCUACAUUGGGCCGCUUAAUACCCCCUCCCGAAACGUAAUUUUGUCAUCUUUAUCGUAGUAAGAUCUGCCUAAAACUAUGAUCCCAAAACGAAGAAUAUCACACCAAAAAUUGCAGAAAAUUACAAUUGGUUUUUUUUGCGCCAUAGUCCUGUUGUACUUGGAAAUGCACUGCAGUUGAUGAAUUGACAUCGCUUCGUGAUUUAAGCUGUAUACCUGACAGAUUCGGGAAAGGAUAACUUGUUUUUGACGAACACAAAAAUGAAUAUGUCCCGGUAUUUAUAUACAAUGUAAAAGGUAAAGGUAAAGGGGAUGAACCUGUGUUCACAAGAACGGAGUGCCCAUCUCUCUUUCGAAGCGAUUGGGCCAGACUCGAUGUAAUGCUGCUGCUGUGAGGGGAUCGCCACACCUCCUCCACAGCGAGUCUGUUACCUUCCCAGCAUUGAAUAAUGCCGGUACCCAUUUAACACCUGGGU
Patiria miniata (bat star) is the source of this 2398-nucleotide messenger RNA. RefSeq names its product monocarboxylate transporter 13-like. The record is from RefSeq and is a predicted model, not a curated record. Gene Ontology annotation, biological process: transmembrane transport. The transcript is spliced from 6 exons. Gene Ontology annotation, molecular function: transmembrane transporter activity. NCBI's taxonomy places the organism in Eukaryota, Metazoa, Echinodermata, Asteroidea, Valvatida, Asterinidae. Bases 162 to 1625 code for a protein of 487 amino acids.